UUGUGAUGUUAUAAAAUUCAGUUGUACCCUGUCUUCACAGGUUUUCUCCUUUUUAAUGAUGUUUUAAAUAAAAGCUCUUUGUUUCAGUCCUCCCUUUUUCUUAUCAAUCCUCUUUCAGUUUCUCUUCUCUCUCUCUCUCUCUCUCUCUCUCUCUCUCUAUCUCUCUCUCUGAGUGUAUGUGCCAGAGAUAUGAACAGUCUGGAACAGUUACAUAACAUGAUGUCCAGCCCUUCACGUCUCUGCAGUCUUAGUCACUUUUUGGCCAGUGUACACUACACUCCGACCUUUCUGUGUUUAAUAAACACUGCGUACACAAAUGUAUACAUAGUGGAUGUCUUCUGGCUGGAAGGAUAUAGUGAAGCUGAGGAUGCAGACACUCUCUUUCUUGAUAUUAGGUAACUAGGAGGAAAUCCGCAGUCUCCUCACACACACUCACCCACACACUCUGUUCUCCCCCUCCUCCAUCACCAUGGAAAAGGCAGAACAGGGCAUGCAAUAUUCCAUCAAAUCUCAUGUAAUACUGCUGUUUCACACUAUCAUAAUCAUGCAAAUAUGUCAUCAGAUGAAUGGAUAGAUAGAAUUUUUGGAUUAAGCAACAGGUGUAAAAGAGAAAUUGCUAUUUAAAUCUAAAAACUAAGAUUGAAUUCUGUAUCCCGAUUGGAUUUCUUUGUUUGAGGUGAGGAGGAAGGCUGUAUUUUAGUGAAAUCACGGAUGUUUUUUUUUUUAGUGGAAUUUUAUUCCCUCUUACUGAUUAAUACACCCUAGUUUCUAGGAUCUCCUGUCUAAUUAACGCCCUUGAAAUUUCUCCUUUUUACAGCAUCCCUGUCUUUAUCCUUAGGUUAUUCUUGAUCUCCAGCUGGAGAGCACCGGAAGCACAUCCUUAUAUAGGCCAGGAUGAGGAGAGGAGAUUUCCCCGACGCUUAGCUCCUCGCCCACUUGCUUCAUUGAAAUGCACAGCCACGCUAUCACUGCGACGCCCACGCGCUCUCUAUCACACCGAAGAGCGCGAGAAUCCCCGACUCAUCUGCCAGGAAAUAGCGUCACUGUGUUAGUGCUCUCACGUUAUUGCACACAGUCAAAGCUGCGUUCACGGUUAAUGCAGCACGGCUGCAUGGAGUGCAUCGUGACAAAGUUAGGCAAAGGUGAUCUUACACCAUAGCUCCAACACGUACUCAGAAUGUGCACCAUUAGUGACGUCACGGCAAAUCAGCUCUGCGCUUUCUGAGUCUUUCAGCACCACGGACAGCGGUGACUCACUCUCAUUCUCUCUCUCUCUCUCUCUCUCUCUCUCACACACACACAAACACACACACACAAAGACACACAGACACACACAGAUACACACACAGACACACACACACACACACACAGACACACACAGACACACACACACUAUAAAGUAAUAUAAUAAAGUCUUCUAAAUCGUUCUGCUUUGCUAUAUGGAUGUGCACCACAUCCCCAUCACAUGGCAUCACAUCAAUUAUCCGUGAUUUCCCAUAAGUAGCAGGAGUGAUUGCCAGUCACCACACUGAUCCACAGCCUCUCCUCUCUCGCCGUCGCAGUGGGCGGGGUGAAAGAAUGCGGUAUUUUUGUGAAUGAAAUUACGCCAGUUGAAUCUGGCUCGAGGCGCUUCGUGAUUGGCUGUGCAGGGGGAACUCAGCCCCCUUCGUCGUAACUGACGUCAUAAAGGAAUCAAUGAAGGUAGAGCAGCCCAUCAGACUCGGGUGUUACACAGAAGAGCUCACGAAGACUACGGAGAAGACAAGACAAGGAGAAGAAGAAGAAAAAGAAAAAGAAAAAGAGCACUCUUGCGCUUUGGCAUUGGAAAGACACGCACCCUGGAUUUGCACGCAGAGCUGCGGGACUCUGACUUUCAGACCGUGAUUUAGGUCGAGCUUGGAUUUCAGCUCUCACUUUGCUUGGAUGGUAGUCUACUGAAGGGAAAAACUGUCCUUGAGCAAACUCGACCACUUCAAUAUGGCCCUUAAUGACUCUGACGUGGGCUUGGAGGUUGUCUUUGAGAUCGACCCCCUCCUGCAGCUCUCUGAUAUCGGCCUUACACCUGACCCCAUGGUGUCAGUGGUGUUGAGUCCAUGGGACGUGGCCCUGUGUGUGUCGGGAGCCCUGAUUUGCUGCGAGAAUGCAAUCAUCAUAGCGACCAUCCUCUCUUCAGCGUCUUUGCGGGCACCUAUGUUCCUGCUCAUUGGUAGCUUAGCUUGGGCAGACUUCCUGGCAGGUGUGGGACUGCUGCUAUACUUUAUGGCUCACUGGUGUGUGUCCUCGAGGGGACUGGAGCUGGCUAGUGUGGGUCUACUGGUAAGCGCACUCAGCGCAUCUGUUUUCUCCUUGCUGGGCAUUACCCUAGACAGAUUCCUCUCUCUCCACCGAGCCCUGACGUAUGGCUCACGCCGCACACACACGCACACUCGCUGUGCUCUGGCAGUGGGAUGGGCUCUGGCAGGCCUGCAGGGGGCUCUUCCUGCUUUAGGCUGGAACUGUCUGGACGAUGGACAGUCAUGCAGCGUAGUGUGGCCGCUGACCCGAGUGCAUUUGGCUACACUGUGUGGGGGCUUUUUGCUGGCCCUGGCUUUGAUGCUGCAGCUCAAUGCCUGGAUCUGCCAAGUUGUCUUGCGCCACUCCCAUCAGAUUGCUCUACAGAGACACACGCUGCCCUCUGCACGCACACACACACGCCGACGUGUGCACACUCUUGCCCUCAUCCUUGCCAUCUUCGCUAGCUGUUGGAUCCCCUUUGCCCUGUAUGGUCUCCUAGGAGAUGGAUCAUCACCUGGCCUAUACACAUAUGCCACUCUGGUGCCAGUCACAGGAAACUCUCUGCUCAACCCCUUGAUUUAUGCCUACAGAAACACACAUAUACAGCGUGCACUGAGGCAGGCCUGCUGCUGCUGCCUACCGAACUCAUUUCACAAAAACACACACACGCCAAGUGACGUGUAAUGACGUCAGAAAUAUGCCAUUUGGUGCCAUGAUAGAUCAUGCUUUAAUUAACUUACUAGACUCAAACACAUAUGCACAUGCACUGCCAGGCAAAAGUUUGGACACACUAGCUUGAAAAUACUGUAUAUUUUUCAUCAUUUAAAAUAUAUUUUUAUAAAGUCUUAUGACCUGAAAUUUAUGUCUAAGACAAAUAUUGAGGUUAAUGCCCACAUAUUAACUUAUUUCUGAAUUUUUACUCAAAACAAGUAGUUUUCACUAAAUUGUUUAAAUUAUUUCUCCUCCUGGGUAAUGCUCCCUUAUAAAGAUGGUUUAGAAAAAGCCAAGAGUGUGCAAAUCUUCAUAAGGAACACUGUUAAGAAUUUAAAAAACUAGUUUUGGAAUAUAUAUAUAUCAUAUUUCUGGGUCGUUGCAUAAUUACGUAUGUGUUAUUUCAUAGUGGUUAUGUAUUCAUUAUUAUUCUAAAAUAGUUAAAAGGAAGAAAACCCUUCUAUGAAAAGGUGUGUCCAAACAUUUGACUGGUAGUGUCCUCAUUACUGCCUCCUUAGGAAACUGUGCAAGUAGCCAAGACUUCCGCCUGACUUGUGAUACGAGUCACAUGAAUCUGAUGUCUCACUCACAGACUCUCCUGCAACAUGUGUGUACUGUCUUGUAUACGUCUUCUGUUCUUUCUGUUUCUGUUAUAAAAACACGUGAUAAAACUGUGCUCAUCUUUCAUUUUCUAUACACCAAGAACACAAAUGACCAACACAGCAGUAGAUUUUCUACUAUAAAAAAAUAAAAGUAAGAUUAAAAAAAAGCUUUAAUAAGAGUUGUAAUGCAUCAAUUGUCUUCAAUUUGUGCCUGAUAUUUUCAGACUCUGACAUUCAGAGAUACUACUGGAAUUUAAAAAAAAAAAAAGCGCACUUUACAAUGACUUGACAAUUUGUACAAAUGUAAUUUGAAUGUUAUUGUUCCAUUUAUUUAUUUAUUUAUUUACUGACUGAAUUACUUGACAUUUGUUAAAAUGAUGAUGGAUGAAUUCUUUUAUACUUCAAGUAUGUACUGUUUGCACAGAGUGCACAAAUGUCUACAUUGAUGAGUGAAUGUGUUCUUUUUUAAAUGAAGUGUUUUGAGAUGAUCUAUGUGUUGUUUGUAUAAGAAAAUAAAUAAUGAUUUUGAGUAAAGUUAUUGCUAUUUUACUUCAUUUUAAUCACGCAUAGCAAUGUCACAGUUUGUUAGGAAAAUGAUUGUGCUAUUCCUCAGGUCAUAUUUGAGGGAACUAUACAUAUAACCCUCACAAAUAUCCAGAUCCAAAUUUAUAGCAAUUUAUGAAAUAUUCCACAUAUGUAUUUCAAUAUGUGUAUCAAUACUAAUAUAAGUGGAUUAUUCAAAAAAGCUCUAUUUUUUUAAUACUCAGCAAAAAUCAGAGUAAAUGAAAAACAUGAAAUAGGAUAUGAAGGAGAAAAAUCUAAACUUAAAAUAUUUUAGCUACAGGUGAUUGAAAACAGUCAGUGCUAGUUCUACAGUUAAGCUUCACUGAUAGCCUCUGAAAGGUUGUGAAUGCAAAACCCAGGGCUGCCAGAAAGCCAGUGUUAGGUCUUUGACCCCCAGCCAGAUUAGUUGCAUUCAAGGCCAAUCCACUGACCCUGAAAUACAUGGUUUAAUAUUUUAUGGUAACACAUCUGACUCAACAGUUCAUUACCAAAGCUAAUUUGAUGUUAAUCAGGGUGCAAGAGUAGAGAACUCACAAAAAUAAUGCAAUCUAACUAUUUACUAAUCUGCAGGAAUAAUUUUAAAAGAUACAGUCUAACAUCAAUACAAGAUCCACGUUCAGUAUUCUAUUUCAAUAUAAGGUACAAUAUGUCGUACCAGCAUUGGUCACGGGGUAUUUUUAAGCUUAAGCUCACAGUGUUCUUAGAGAAAAAUGUUACUUCUUCACAGAACAAUGGCUGUCACGUUAUAAUCAGAUUUCUUACCUUACUCCCACAUCAAUCAAUGGAAAGGAACCUCUACAGAAUCAGAGCUGACCAGAUAUUGUUUGGGUGAUGGAGCACACUCAGGUAUGUGCGUCACUGGUAUAAGUGUAUCAGGCAAAGCAACAGGCUACAAAUUGUACACAGCAAUGGGUAAGCUGCAGAAAAAAAAAUGCUCAUCUACAUUUGUUAGUUAAACUACACAUACACUCACCACCACUUUCUUAGGAAUAACAUACUAAUACUG
This is a messenger RNA of Pangasianodon hypophthalmus (striped catfish), 5157 nucleotides long. RefSeq names its product G protein-coupled receptor 3 (gene gpr3). Gene Ontology annotation, molecular function: G protein-coupled receptor activity. The coding region runs from base 1978 to 2958 and encodes 326 amino acids. The record is from RefSeq and is a predicted model, not a curated record. NCBI's taxonomy places the organism in Eukaryota, Metazoa, Chordata, Actinopteri, Siluriformes, Pangasiidae. Gene Ontology annotation, biological process: G protein-coupled receptor signaling pathway. Gene Ontology annotation, cellular component: membrane. The transcript has 2 exons.